This is a messenger RNA of Thyridium curvatum, 1782 nucleotides long. RefSeq lists its product as uncharacterized. Lineage: Eukaryota; Fungi; Ascomycota; Sordariomycetes; Thyridiales; Thyridiaceae. The coding region runs from base 1 to 1782 and encodes 593 amino acids. The transcript has a single exon. The record is from RefSeq and is a predicted model, not a curated record.
AUGGCCGACAGACGCCCGUCUCAAACAGUCCCUGUGGGUCUUCGUCGUGAGAGCUCCGUGGCAAACGGAAGCCUAUUUCGCUUUGAAGAAGGAUUUUACUCCACCCAAGACCUUCCCGGGCUUUGUCCUGAGCUGGAAUCAAACAUGGAGCAGCUCACGGUACAAAAGUCGAAGAACCAGACAACACAGACAGAGCUCUCGGCACCCCCACCGAUCCAUCAGUCCUCGGAGGAAAAGUCCCUCAGGAGCUUCCGAACAGCGCUACCGCCACCCUCGCUCUCCUCGGAGUCGUCUAUGACGGAUCUCAAGGCUCACCAGGAGCCCGAGUUCCCGGAAAAGAAGGGAUGCAGAGUCUAUCGAUUCUUGAGGUGGAAUGUUGGUUCCAUGUACAAGAGGAUCUUCACGGUAGCCUUUUUGGGUAAUGUUGCCACCAUUAUUGUUCUGUUGGUCCAGAACCUCAUCGAUGGCUCUGGCCUGACUUAUGGUGAAGCUGGCACUGCUGUGGCGUGCAACAUUCUCAUGGCCAUGAUCGUCCGGAACGAGCAUAUCGUCAACGGAGUCAUCACUGUGUUUGGCGUCUGGCCCCGCCGGCUCCCACUCCGACUUCGACACUUCUUCGCCAAGGUGUACUGCUACGGUGGAAUCCACAGUGGGUGCGGGGUCGCCGCGACAUUCUGGUAUAUGGUAUUCCUCGGACUUAUCACCCGUGACUACGUAAACUCGGACAUGACAGUCAUCCGGAGCCACAUCCUCGAGGUCAGCUACGCUAUUCUGUUCCUCCUUGUCAGUAUUCUCGUCUUUGCCUACCCGACCAUUCGCAUCGCCACGCACAACUGGUUCGAAGGGAUCCAUCGCUUCAUGGGAUGGUCUGCCACUCUUCUUUUUUGGGUUCAAACCUUCUUGGUUGCCGCAGACACCGCCCAGACCGCCAACAUCCCAUACUGGAAGGCCCUUCUCCAGACUCCCGCAUUUUCCAUCCUCAUCUGUAUUACCUCGCUCGUCAUAUAUCCAUGGGCCCGCUUGCGGCUCCGUGAUGUCGAGGUUCAGCCCCUGUCCAGCCACUGUGUGAAGCUCAACUUCACCUACACAACAGGCUGGUACGGCCAAGCAGUCCGACUCGCGGACUCGCCCCUCAAGGAAACACACGCAUUCGCGUUGAUUCCCAACACCACGACCGAGACGGAGAUGAAGCGUGGCAAGCCGCAGAACCUCACCUAUGUCGAUAAGAAGGGCUUCUCGGUCAUCAUCUCCAACGCUGGCGAUUGGACCCGCCGCAUGAUCAACAAUCCGCCUCGCCAGAUUUACUCGCGUGGUGUUCCGCAAGACGGUGUCCUCCGCAUUGCGCUCAUGUUCAGGCCCUGCCUCAUUGUCGCUACUGGCUCGGGUAUCUCACCCUGCCUUUCUCUCUUCAUCGAUCAGCCGACGCAUCCCGUGCGGGUCGUCUGGGCUACCAAGGACCCCCUCAAGACUUUUGGCAAGCCGGUCCUGGACACAAUCUACGGGGCCGACCCCAACGCCGUCGUCAUCGACUCUCGCAAGGAUGGGCGGCCGGACGUUGUCAAGCUUGUCUACCAGGUCUGGAAGAACAGCGGUUCGGAACCCGAGUGCGGGUUCGAGACUGCGGCGACAGCGGCCGGAUACGAGUAUCAACGGAGUAAGACGGCGGGUCUGGGGCGCUGUCAAGCUGUGAUCAUCAUCUCCAAUCAGACAGUGACGAGGAAGGUGGUUUACGGGCUUGAGAGCAGGGGUGUGCCAGCUUAUGGUGCGAUCUUUGAUUCAUAG